AAUAAUAACGACUGCCACGCGGUGUGCAGUGCCCCGUUAAAUAAACUAUACCGAAUCUGCUCGAGUCGGCUCUGGUGAACGCUUGUUUGUUUUAAUGUAAAGCAGUUCCAUGACGAAUGUUUAAAUCCACCCUCAUGAAUAAUGAAGCAGCAGCAUGACGUGUCAGGUCUUGCUGGGGCGGGGCCGCGGCAGGUGAGCUGGAAGUUGCUCGGCCGGCAGUGAAGAGACACAGAGAGAGAGAGAGAGGGGGGGGCGAUACGGGCGACUUGACGAGCGUUAAAACUUACAAACAAGCACACUCGCACAUCACGGCGUGGGGGUUUGAAUAUCGGAAUCAGUCAAGAAGACAACGAUAUUAUUCCGGGCAUCGCCAUGUUCAGCUGGGUUAGCAGGGAGCACGGCGGCAGGAACGCGGAGGGCGAGAUGUUUCAGACGGUCACGGAGGGGCUGCAGUCCGUCUACAUGAAGAAGCUGCUGCCGCUGGAGCAAACCUACCUGUUCCACGAUUUCCACUCGCCAGCCCUGGAGCCGGCGGAUUUUAACAACAAGCCGAUGGUGCUGCUUGUCGGACAGUACUCCACGGGAAAAACUACGUUCAUCCGGUACCUCCUGGAGCAGGAUUUCCCUGGGAUGCGGAUCGGUCCCGAGCCCACGACAGACUCCUUCAUCGCGGUGAUGCACGGGGAGACCGAGGGCAUCAUUCCCGGAAAUGCCCUGGUUGUCGAUCCAAACAAACCCUUCCGGAAACUCAACUCCUUCGGGAACGCCUUCCUUAACAGGUUUGUCUGCUCCCAGAUGCCCAACCAGGUGCUGCAGAGUAUCAGCGUGAUUGACACCCCCGGGAUCCUGUCUGGAGAGAAGCAGCGCAUCAGUCGAGGCUAUGACUUCGCCCAGGUGCUGCAGUGGUUCGGGGAGCGGGUGGAUCGCAUCAUCCUGCUCUUCGACGCCCACAAGCUGGACAUCUCGGACGAGUUCUCGGAGGCCAUCCGCGCGUUCCGCGGCCAGGACGACAAGAUCCGCGUGGUGCUCAACAAGGCCGACCAGGUGGACACGCAGCAGCUGAUGCGGGUGUACGGCGCCCUCAUGUGGUCACUGGGCAAGGUGAUCAACACCCCAGAGGUGGCGCGCGUGUACCUGGGCUCCUUCUGGUCCAAACCCCUGCAGAACACGGAGAACCGCAAGCUCUUCGAGGCUGAGGCCCAGGACCUGUUCAAAGACAUCCAGAGCCUCCCACGCAACGCAGCCCUGCGCAAACUCAACGACCUCAUCAAGAGAGCACGGCUCGCCAAGGUCCACGCUUACAUCAUCAGCCACUUGAAGAAGGAGAUGCCGGCCAUGUUCGGGAAGGACUCCAAGAAGAAGGAGCUGAUCAGCAAACUGCCUGAGAUCUACACCGCCCUGCAGAGAGAGCAUCACAUCUCACCGGGAGACUUCCCUCCCGUCGUCAGGAUGCAGGAGCAGCUGCAGCACUACGACUUCAGCAAGUUCCCGCCAAUGAAGCCGAAGCUCAUCGAGUCCGUGGACAAGAUGCUGGCGACCAGGAUCGCGGAGCUGAUGACGCUGAUCCGCGAGGAGGAGAGCGCCAUGCCUGCGCGGAUGGUGAGCGGAGGAGCCUUCCAGGGCUCUCAGGAGGGGCCCUUCGGGCACGGCUACGGGGAGGGGGUCGGAGAGGGGGCCGACACAGAGGACUGGAUCGUGGCGCGGGACAAGCCCAAGUACGACGAGGUCUUCUACAGCCUGUCCCCCAUCAAUGGGCGCAUCUCCGGAGCCAACGCCAAGAAAGAGCUGGUGUCAUCCAAGCUGCCCAACUCCGUCCUGGGCAAGAUCUGGAAGCUGUCUGACUGCGACAGGGAUGGCAUGCUGGACGACGAGGAGUUCGCCCUGGCGCAGCACCUCAUCAAGAUCAAGCUGGAAGGCUUCGAGCUGCCCAAUGAGCUGCCUGCCCACCUGCUGCCCCCCGCCCACAGGAAGCACCAUAGCGAUGCCCUGCACGCAGAGUAGGAGAGUAGGGCACCAGGGGCCGCACUUUUAAAAGCAACACAUUCACUGUGUAUAUUUUUUAAAGAUAACUUGAUUUUUUUUUUUUGCCAUCCCAGCUUUUAGAGGUAUGCUAAAGAAUAAAUAAAAAAACACAUGGUAAACCAUGGUAACCUAUGGUCAAUGUGUAUUCUACUCAUGGUAACCUAUGGUCAAUGUGUAUUAUAACCAUGGUAACCUAUGGUCAAUGCAUAUUCUACCCAUGGUAACCUAUGGUCAAUGUGUAUUAUAACCAUGGUAACCUAUGGUCAAUGCAUAUUCUACCCAUGGUAACCUAUGGUCAAUGUGUAUUAUAACCAUGGUAACCUAUGGUCAAUGUGUAUUAUAACCAUGGUAACCUAUGGUCAAUGCGUAUUCUACCCAUGGUAACCUAUGGUCAAUGUGUAUUAUAACCAUGGUAACCUAUGGUCAAUGCAUAUUCUACCCAUGGUAACCUAUGGUCAAUGCAUAUUCUACCCAUGGUAACCUAUGGUCAAUGUGUAUUAUAACCAUAGUGAAUUUCUGUGUGCGGGGAUAGAAGUUUAUUUUAGACACUGUUGUGUAUUUUGAGUAGCCUGUAAUCGUGCAGGUUGUGCACAUGGGGGCUCUGCUUAGACAGCAGAUAAGCCUGUGUGUUUGUGUUGAAGUGAAAAUGUGAUAUAGUAACCCAGGGCAGUUCAGAAGAGCCUGUCUGAAUCCAGUCUGUUGUGAGUGUUGCUGUCACUGUGCUGCUGGUUGCACAGUCGUGCAUAUUCACUCCCACACCUCCUUGUUUUGCAAGUUUCUUCGGUCUGGGGGUGCUUGUGUUCAGACUACAAGCAGACAGGUUUAUGUGUCAAAUGAAAGCAGUGGCAUCGUGUAUCCACUGUGUGUGCCAGGUCUAACCCAUGUGCCUGUUAGCAUGGCUGCACAGUGCAGCAGCCUCACAGGCAAAACCUGCAAUGGCUCAAACUGCUCCAGUCGGAGAUGAUAAUUUGUUGGAAGAUGAUAAGAAGGAAGGAAGGAGCUGGGUUAUAAAUUCAAGACCCAGGCAUUUUGAGGGGAAGUCUUUUGUCUGUGUUUGUUAGCUUGCAUUAUUGUAACAGGAGUAUCAUCGCCACUGACCGCUCGUCCACAAUGGUUCUAGAGUUUCUCAUCAAGAAAACAUGAAAAAGAUCUAAAAAAGAAUGGCUGAGCAGGAGCUGGAUAAACACGAAGCUUGGGAGGAAGUGGGGACAUGAAUGUAAUGGGACCGCUCGUCUCACCUCGCUCUCAAAGUAGCUUUUAAUGUUUCACUCUGCACAUUCUCAGUGUGUGUAUAGGUAAUAUACAUAUAUAUACACACACACUACAUAGAGCGCAUCACACGUUGCACAGUACUGCUAUCGCACUAACAUGGCUGCAUUGUUCAUUUUUGUAAGUAAACUAAUCUUGCGCCCUGUUUUAUUUAAAUUCGUUUUUUUUCUGUAGUGGACACCGAAACGUUUUGAUAGUUGUAGUAGUUGUUCUCUGUCUUUGUAAAGUGCUGAUAGAGUUGUGGUCCAGCAGGUGUAGCUGUUGCGCUGCAUUGAGUGUGUUCCUUAUGACUGGCUUCUGUAGGGUAGACGUUGCCGUAGCCUGUCCAGUCCGUGUCAGAGUCUGCGUCUCAAAUACCUCAGGGGUUUAGGCAUCGCGGUUUACCACACCCAGGAUCUGGCCCACUGACCGCAUGGGUGUGAUGCUAAUGAAACAAACCCUUACAGAGCUAGUCUAACAUCUCUGUCAAAUGCACACAUACAAAAGCCAUGGCCUCAAAAUCAAAUUAAUAGGAUAUAAUAAGAGUUUUCAUAGCACACAGUGACACCUGCUGGCAUCAAACUGUUGCUGCAGCUAUUCUUACAAUUCUUCACUGCCCCUUUAUCAUUAUGUAGUUUCUGAUUUUAAAAAUAAAUAACGUGCGUACCAGCAUGGAGAAAUGAACAAAUACGAGGACACUGGCUUGUAUGCCCUUGAGAGAUGGCUCCUUUUCAAAUGUCAGUGUGCUACAUGCUCCUUGUUAGCUGCUGUUCAGCUGGGGUGGGGAGGAGAUGGUUACAAAUUUGAAGCGUUUUCAUCUUCUGCUUCAUAAAAUAAUAAUUUAAAAGCAGUUUGCUCCCAAGAGCACACACUCCGUAAUUGCUUACGUUGGUAUAAUAUAUAAAGUGAGUUUAUUUUUUACAAUGAGAAAUGUUUUAUUAAUUCGUUAAAAGCAUGUAUGUAUAUUGUAAGUAAAUGAAACCUGCUUCUCGCUUGUGUUUUCGCAGCACUGCCUGUUUGAAGGGGAGUUUGUGCACAGAGGGGAGAGCAGCAGGGUUAGUUGGAAGCUGCUGUCAGGGACACUGUGUUGUAGUGGGUUACUGUUACUAGUACUGGACUGUUGUCUAGAUCCUGCAUCCCAAACUUUCCUGCUUAUAUUGAUUUCUGAAUCUCUUCCUUUUCCACACUGUUCUAGUUAAUUCCCAAACUGCACGGCACAUCAGGGUUGCGUUCCUGAAGAAUUCUUUGUCUGUGUGAAUUUGUGUCGGUCAACUCCAGGACUCCGCACACCUCCUGUUAGUUCAGA
This is a messenger RNA of Polyodon spathula (Mississippi paddlefish), 4576 nucleotides long. Its product is annotated as EH domain-containing protein 4-like. Gene Ontology annotation, molecular function: calcium ion binding; GTP binding; protein binding. Lineage: Eukaryota; Metazoa; Chordata; Actinopteri; Acipenseriformes; Polyodontidae. The record is from RefSeq and is a predicted model, not a curated record. The transcript is spliced from 6 exons. Gene Ontology annotation, biological process: endosomal transport; endocytosis. Bases 373 to 2001 code for a protein of 542 amino acids. Gene Ontology annotation, cellular component: cytoplasm; plasma membrane.